AUGGUAUCUGGACAAGACAUAGACGAAUUCGAAGAUAUGGUAUCUGGACAAGGUAUAACGUUUUUAACCGACAACAACGAGGAACUACUUAAUAGAUUACGAGUAAUAUUAGCGGCAAUGAAGGAAGGACAUCGAUCACACAGACAAUUUAAUGAAGUGAAUUGUAUACUAAAAAGACUCCUAGAGAAAGAUUAUGAGUACGAACUCGAUCGCAAUCAAAAAUAUGAAUUGGGAUUAAAGUAUUUCUCUGUUUACAAUUCCAUUAGAAAUAUCAACGAAAAAAAUAACCAAAUAAAAAUAUCAACAGAUAAUGGAGUUACAUUCAAAACCAUACGUUUACUACCAGGAAGCUACGAAUACGUAGCCAUUAACGAAUACCUAUCUGAAUAUGGAGGAAGUGUAAAUGGUAAAAACAAUGUUGAAUUCGAAGGUAAUUUAAAUCUGAACAAAAUGAAAUUGAUAUUAAUAUUAAGAAAUAAUAGUCAAGUUGAUUUCAACGUAGAAAAUUCAUUGAAUGCGUUACUAGGAUUUGAUAAAGAAAUAUACACCCAAUCCACUUUAGCACCACACAAAGCUAAUAUCGAGAAUGAUAUCAUUGUCAUAAAUAUACAUUGCAAUUUGAUAAACGGUGGAUUUUUCAAUAAAUACAAACGUCAGAUUAUUUACAGUCUUCCAACAUUCACUGUACCGAUAGGAUAUAGAAUUAAAGAGAAACCAUUUCAAACGACGUAUUUACCACUUAAUUCCUUUAUGAUUAAAGAUAUAAAUCUGGAAAUCAAAGAUGGUAAAAAUAGGUUUAUAGAUUUUGGUAACGAGGAAAUUGUUAUUCAACUUCAUUUAAAACAAAAAAAUUAA
Messenger RNA from Lottia gigantea (owl limpet), 855 nucleotides. RefSeq lists its product as hypothetical. Bases 1 to 855 code for a protein of 284 amino acids. The transcript is spliced from 2 exons. The record is from RefSeq and is a predicted model, not a curated record. NCBI's taxonomy places the organism in Eukaryota, Metazoa, Mollusca, Gastropoda, Lottiidae.